GUGGCACUGCUGCUGCAGACGGGUAAUCAUGAUCGACCUGUAAACAGAGAAGCAUGUUGAAGUAAAGUGGAGAUGUUGUGUGAACGAUUUCAUAAGUGUUUCUCAAUGAAACUUGUAUCUAAAAGGUCGAAGAUAUUAACAUAAGCAGAAUGGGCAUUGUUUUAAGUCACACAAUUGUUGCGUUAUUUCUGCACUACCGUAAUCGAGACCGUCAUUUUGCCCAGGGUGCUGUUGACCAAAAUUCAUUUUCCGAGAGAUUCUUAGACCAGGAGGCGUUAUCCUCUCUGGACAAUGUGACAAGGAUUAGAGACUUGUACAGUACAAUCAGAGAAGUCCUCACUACCCUGCUUCAUAGAAACGUGAAUUCCAUUGUUUAUAUUGCUGACGAGAAGACAGGAGAGCUGUAUGCUGAUAGGGAGAAAAAUCAUGUCGCACCAAGUCAUGGAAUUGUCAGGGAAACUAUAGAGACUCAACAGUUUCAUGUUCAGAGCACUGAUGUAGCCGAGGACCCAGUUAUAGCAGUGUUACGGGCCCAGUGUAAGCUCCCAGCUAACUGGAACCCCAAAACAGUUUAUUGUCUGCCUGUAACAGAUGAAGAAAAUCAGAAAAUAUUGGCUCUAAUUGUGAUAGAGGAUAGUGCUACUGUAGAAAUAAACAAAAUUACUCCACUGAAACACAAGAUUGUGGGGUGCUAUAGAAGACUUUGUAAAUGUCACAGGGACAGCUCCUCUAAUUAUGCUCCCUCCAACAUGCCCAACUCAGCAACAGCCGGUGGCAGCGGGGGAGACAAGGAUGCCAUACUACGACUUUGUGGUGAUCUUUAUGACCAAGAUGCAUCGAGACUUCAGCUAAAAGUCAUUCGAUUUUUGGAGGAUCAGACCAAUGCAGAAUGCGCAUUUUUACUGCUGGUUGUACCAGAAACACAAGAAUUGUUUUGUCAAGUUAUUGGAGGACUUGUCCUAGAGGAAGAAGUCAAGUUUCCUGGCCAAAAUAGUGUUUUUAGUUUACCUUUAGAUUCAAAGAAACCAAUGAAGUUAGAAGAUGUACCUUUGGACAAAAGGAAAGAAAUAGAAAACUUUGUAGGAGUGAAAUUAAAGUCCAUGUUAUGUGUUCCAGUAUCUAGCAGAAAUAGUGAUGGUUUAAUAGCUUUAGCUUGUGUUGUGAAUAAAAAAGAUGCUGAAAAUUUUUCCAAUGAAGACCUCCAGACUAUCCUUCAGUGUUUCCAGUACACAUCGACAGUCUUAACAAGUACAUUAGCAUUUCAAAAUGAACGAAAGCUCAAACUUCAAACUCAGGCUAUGCUGCAGGUGGCAAGAAAUCUAUUCACUCAUUUAGAUGAUUUAACCAAACUUCUCCGAGAAAUUAUGCAAGAGGCAAGGAACCUGACACAGGCUGAAAGAUGCUCAGUAUUUUUGAUUGACAAAGAAACCAAAGAGCUUGUUGCAGAAGUGUUUGAUGGAAUAUCAACUAAUAAUAAAGAGGAGUAUAAUGAAAUUAGAAUGCCAAUUACUCAGGGAAUAGCGGGCCAUGUCGCCACUACAGGCAAAUUGCUGAACAUUAAAGAUGCUUACUCCCAUCCAAUGUUCUACAGAGGCAUUGAUGAUUCUACAGGGUUUAGAACUAGAAAUAUACUGUGUUUUCCUAUCAAGAAUGAAAAGGGAGAUGUUCUGGGCGUAGCUCAACUCUGUAAUAAGAAGACAGGACAGCACUUCACAGAGUUUGACGAGGAUCUAGCCUCAGCAUUCGCUGUCUACUGCUGUAUAAGCAUCAGCCAUUGUCUUAUGUACAAGAAGCUUCAAGAUUCACAACACAGAAAUAGAUUAGCAAAUGAACUUAUGAUAUAUCAUAUGCAGAUUUCUCCAGAUGAUGUAGAAAAGCUGCUCCAUAGAGAUAUCCCCUCUGUCACUUUGUGGGGAGAGGAAUUUGAUAAAUUCCCCUUUCCUCCCAGGGAGAUACCGGACCCUGACACACCACUGUGUGUUUUGGCCAUGUUUGAAGAUCUUGGCUUUAAUUCUCGAUGGAGAAUAAGAAAAGAUACUCUAGUUCGAUUUGUGUUGAUGGUGAAGAAAGGCUAUAGGAAUCCUCCAUAUCACAACUGGACCCAUGCCUUUGCUGUCGCACAUUUCUGUUACCUCUGUGUCAAGAACUUGAGUCUUCAACAGAGUCUAGAUGAUAUGGAAUUGCUAGCUCUAUUUGUGUCCAGUCUUGGACAUGAUUUAGACCACAGAGGUACAAAUAAUCAGUACCAAAUGUCAUCCAAAUCUGUGCUAGCUGCCCUGUAUAGCUCCGAAGGAUCUGUAAUGGAGAGACACCAUUUUGCACAGACUAUGUGUAUAGUGAAUACAGAGGGUUGUAAUAUAUUUGAGAACCUGAGUAGCAAGGAUUACACAUCAGUGUUAGAUCUUGUCAGGGACAUCAUUCUGGCUACAGACCUCUCCCACCAUUUAAAGAUCAUGAACAGUCUCAAAGACAUGGCUAAAGUUGGCUAUGAUAAUAAGAAUGAGAGGCAUCACUCUUUGCUGCUAUGUUUACUUAUGACUGCAUCUGAUUUGUCUGACCAAACCAAGCCAUGGGACAAUACUAAACAUGUAGCAGCUUUGAUCUACAGGGAGUUUUUCUCCCAGGGAGAUAUGGAGAAGUCUCUUGGCCAGAAGCCAGCAGAAAUGAUGGAUAGAGAACGAGCCAGAAUUCCAGAUCUUCAGAUUGGCUUCUUGGAUCACAUAGCUCUCCCUGUGUACAAGCUGUUGGCCGAUUUGUUUCCUGCCUCAGAGAUUGUGAGGGACACUGUCGUAGACAAUCGAAGACACUGGGAGAAGAUCUGCGCCCUAAUUAAGAUACGGAGAGGUGGGAGCUGUGAGCAGAUGAGUUACGACCAGAUAUUGGCAUUGGAAGAAGAGGAAGCUAAUGCAGAAAUAGAGAAUUAUAAUCUACAGAACCAAAAACAAAAUGGACGGUGACAGCAUAUAGUUUAUUAUCAGGCAGGAUUUACACAGAGGAUAAAGAAUCCUCUAUGACUACUAUGUCCUGUUAAAGGGACAAAAAUUACUAUCACAUUUCAAAUUCACAAACAUGAUGAAAGAUGUUCAUUUUGUCAUGUUUUAUAGCUUUUGGCUGUUAGUUUAAAACGUGCAUGUAUUAGGAAGCAGAAUGUGUAGCCAUCACUAAAACUUUAUUCUACGAAAUCCGUGGAGAAAAAAAGUUAUUCUAAGAAAUCCGUGAAGAAAAUUGCCACAGGGCCAAAAAAGGGAAAUAAUUGUUCAGCUUAAUAGAAAUGCAUUGGCAAAUAAUAUAUCUUAUUUUAUUCAGUACAUAGAAGAAGUGAUAAAAUAAAACAUAUCAGCAGCAUAGGUUAGCUGUUACAGCUACAGGAAAGUAAGAGUUCAUAGUAUCUAUCAUAUCACAAUCUUCUGAGGUACAGUGAUUUUGUCUUGUUUUUGAUUGCAUAUUCUAUGAACUGCACUGUUAAAUGGAGCAUUCCAUGUUUGAGAUCAUCAAGCUUGGAUCUGUCAUCUGAAGAUUUUUUAACACCUUAGUUUUGUUUAAUAUUUCAGAUCACCAAAUGUUAAAUGUUUUGUUAUAGAUAUUAUAUAUUCUUUGAUGUUUUUUUUUUUUUUUUUUUUUUUUACUUUUUAUUUUUCUUUUAAAAAACCAACUACCUAUGUUAUAAUUUUUUUUUCCCAAAUACAUUUUCUGUGUUUAGUGUUAAUGUAUUUUAUUGUGAUAUAUUUAAGUUAUGCAAAACAGGAGAUUUCAAGCUACGCAACCAUUAGACACUGAUAUAUAAGGUAUUCUGUUAUCCCUGUGCAGUAUUAACCUAAGUCUUACAAAUGGUUUUUCAUGUGUGCAUUUUACAUUGAUUAGUCAACCACCAAUCCUUUUUGAGGGGUACUUUUUAUUUGUUUUGAUUUUUUCUCUCUUGUGUACCGUUUUAUUUAAAUCCAUUUUAUAUUGUUUAUCUGUUAUUAUUUUAUGAAUGGUUUAUUAUGUUUAACAGUAUAUUUUCAUGGCACAUCAUGCUAUCAGAGAAUGUUUUACUGUCUAGAUAUGAUGUGAAUAUUUAUAAAAGAAGUUGAAUUUAAACAAAUAUAUUAAACAUUGAUAUAAAUUAUAUAUAGUUAUGUCAUGAUCAAGCCAUUGAUAUUAAACAUGUGGUUAGGAACAUCGAUUAUUAUCUAUAUAUAAAUAUUUAUUAAGGAAGUGAUUUAAAUACGGAUCAUCAGGGGAUGAAGUUAGCUGUAUAAACACCAUAGUCAGCCACAAUACCACUUUUUACCGUGAUGCUUAGGAAAUAGAUAUGCAUUUCCAACUGGGUUUUAUACUAGUAUAAGAAUCAGAAUGUACAAGAUUUUUAAAUGUUGGAAGAAUUUGUUAGUGUAACCUGGAAGAAUUUACAUCUGAAUCUUGAUAUUAUUGAAUGUUUUAAUUUAUUUUUAUUAUUUAAAUACUCUUGAAGUUGUACAUGCAUACUGAAAUCCUUUUUUUUUUUUAAUGGAAAGAAUCAAGAAUCUAUGAUAAAGAUUUGCUGCUGUGAAUGAUAUUUACUCUACAUACAUAAAUUACAAGCUUUUUGUUUUACUCAGUGUCCUACAUACAAUGAAGUAUAAUUUUUGAAUCUAAAUUGAACCCUAUUUAUCAUUGAUGUUUGAGUUCCUAAUUUAUUAAUGUUAAGUUCCUGUAUGUUUUUGUUAAAGGAAUGUUUCUCUUCCUGAUGUUACAAAUUAAAUUUUCAAGUACUCUAAUUGUUUUCCUGUUGUACCUUU
Messenger RNA from Saccostrea echinata, 4760 nucleotides. Its product is annotated as cGMP-dependent 3',5'-cyclic phosphodiesterase-like. The transcript has 30 exons. Gene Ontology annotation, cellular component: cytosol; mitochondrial matrix; perinuclear region of cytoplasm. Bases 150 to 2957 code for a protein of 935 amino acids. Gene Ontology annotation, molecular function: protein homodimerization activity; 3',5'-cGMP-stimulated cyclic-nucleotide phosphodiesterase activity; 3',5'-cyclic-GMP phosphodiesterase activity. Gene Ontology annotation, biological process: positive regulation of gene expression; negative regulation of receptor guanylyl cyclase signaling pathway; cGMP catabolic process. NCBI's taxonomy places the organism in Eukaryota, Metazoa, Mollusca, Bivalvia, Ostreida, Ostreidae. The record is from RefSeq and is a predicted model, not a curated record.